Messenger RNA from Anarrhichthys ocellatus (wolf-eel), 1362 nucleotides. RefSeq names its product SS18 subunit of BAF chromatin remodeling complex (gene ss18). Gene Ontology annotation, molecular function: transcription coactivator activity. Gene Ontology annotation, biological process: positive regulation of transcription by RNA polymerase II. Bases 97 to 1230 code for a protein of 377 amino acids. The transcript has 11 exons. The record is from RefSeq and is a predicted model, not a curated record. Lineage: Eukaryota; Metazoa; Chordata; Actinopteri; Perciformes; Anarhichadidae. Gene Ontology annotation, cellular component: nucleus.
CUAAACUGCUUGAUCUGAGUUCAACCGAUGUGAGAAGUGUGUUCGCUACUUUGGACUUUUAUGCUCUCGUCCACUUUAAUUGCAUAGAGUAUCACCAUGUCGGUGGCGUUUGCACCUCACAGGCAGCGCGGGAAGGGUGAUAUAACACCCGCUGGAAUACAAAAGUUACUUGACGAAAACAACCAGCUGAUCCAGUGUAUAAUGGACUUCCAAAGUAAAGGCAAAACAGCAGAAUGUUCACAGUAUCAACAGAUGUUGCACAGAAAUUUAGUGUACCUGGCCACGAUAGCAGACUCCAAUCAGAACAUGCAGUCUCUCCUCCCUGCUCCGCCCACUCAAAACAUGCCCAUGGGACCUGGUGGGAUGAGCCAAAGUGGACCCCCCCCUCAGCCUCCUCACGGUCACAACAUGCCGUCUGAGGGUAUGGUCAGCGGUGGCCCUCCAGCCCCACACAUGCAGAACCAGAUGAAUGGACAGAUGCCUGGGCCUAAUCACAUGCCCAUGCAAGGUCCAGGCCCCAACCAGCCCCCAAACAUGCCCAGUGGCUCUAUGAAUAUGCCCCCCAGCAGCCAUGGCUCGAUGGGUGGUUACAAUCACACCGUCCCUGCUUCCCAGGGCAUCCCAGCGCAGAGCCAAAUGAACAUGACCCAGGGCCAGCCCAUGGGAAACUAUGGGCCUCGGCCAAACAUGAACAUGCAGCCCACUCAAGGCCCCAUGAUGCACCAGCAGCCUCCCUCUCAGCAGUAUAACAUGCCUCCUGGUGGUGGUGCGCAGCACUACCAAGGACAACAGACUCCAAUGGGCAUGAUGGGCCAGGUCAACCAGGGGAACCACGUCAUGGGCCAGAGGCCAAUGCCGCCCUACAGACCCCCACAGCAAGGACCCCCUCAGCAGUACCCAGGGCAGGAAGACUACUAUGGCGACCAGUACAGUCACGCAGGACAGGGAGCCUCAGAAGGUAACGCCCAGUAUGGCCAGCAGCAGGAAGCAUACCAGCAAGGCCCCCCCCAGCAGCAGGGCUACCCUCCUCAGCAGCAGUACCCGGGUCAACAGGGCUACCCACCGCAGCAGCAGGGCUACGGGCCUACCCAGUCUGCCCCAGGACAGUAUCCCAACUAUCCUCAGGGGCAGGGACAGCAGUACGGGGGCUAUCGCCCUCCUCAACCGGGACCCCCACAGGGCCAGCCGCAACGCCCUUACGGCUAUGACCAGGGACACAUCAGGAAAUAAAGACCCGGGGAUUUGAACCCCUGACUAGCUCUGUAAGAAGCAAAGGGCCAGUAUGGGAAUUACCAGCAAUGAGAGACGGUCACAGCAACCCACACAGCUCCGCUCUGAUCUCUGCCUCAACUUUGACCUCUG